Molecule: messenger RNA, 1714 nt
Organism: Hemiscyllium ocellatum (epaulette shark)
Lineage: Eukaryota; Metazoa; Chordata; Chondrichthyes; Orectolobiformes; Hemiscylliidae
Product: zinc finger protein 3-like
Exons: 3
Coding region: 1022-1603 (193 amino acids)
Source: RefSeq, a predicted model, not a curated record
ACACUCCACAUAGACAGUAGCCCCAGAAUGGGAUUGAACCCGGGUCCCUGGUGCUGUGAGGCAGCAGUGCUAACCACUGAGCCACCGUGCCGCUCCCUUCUAUUUCAACAGUCUUUCAACUUUAAACACAUUCAUCACAGUCUUCCCAGAGGAUUAGACUGUUCUCUCUCAUUAGAGAUGGCUGGUGGUGGUUUAUCUUGAGGGUCACCACACCUCAGCCGAGGGGCAAGGCCGAGAAGGAGAUCCUCCCAUUUCUCCAACUUGGGUGAUACAUAAUGUGAAGCACCUUGGUAUACUUUUGUUGAAAUAUUAUCAUUAGUAUUAGCUGUUGCUGUUGCUGUCAUUUAUUGGCAAGACUCAUGUCAAGUGAAACAAUUUCAGCAAGAAAUUGUCAACUGGCAGAGCUCCCCCACCCGAUGCCAAAAAAGUGAAUGGUUUUGUUGGUGAAAGAAAAUUGGCAAAGAAAAAGAAAUUAAAGUGUCAUGUACCUUUAGAAAGAGUGGAAGGGUUGAUGUUUCAAAAUAAAUGAAAACAACAUUUAUGAAGUGGAGCAACAAACUAAAUUAACAACGUAAUAAGGUGAAAGGGAAUAAUGGACAAAGCAAUGAAAACAAUGCUGACUCUAAUUCAGCAAAGUAUUUGAAGACUGAAGUUUAAAAAUCAACAGAUGAAGGGCCUAUACCUGAAUUAUUGAUUCUCCUGCUGUUUGGAUGCUGCCUGACCUGCUGUGCUGUUCCAGCACCGCACUUUUCAACUCCUCUCCAGCCUCUGCAGUCCCCACUUUCACAUCAAUGUCUGACAGUCACUCAAUCCAUCGGGACCUCAACGAUUUUCAACUAUGAUUCUGUGAGAAGGAGCAAAACAUUUUGGUUCCUGUUUCAGACCAUUAUCAGCAUCAGCGGGACUGGAUGAGAGUCUCUACUGUUACAGCGCACUGUGUGUAAAGCCUGAAACAGUUAUACGGCCAGGAAAGAGGAAUUUACUGUGGGCAGGGGCCGUACAUGGGGCUGUAGCUGCGGCCAUGGUGAAACCAGAGGAAUCCCACCCUGUGGAGAAACCGUGGAAGUGUUGCGACUGCGGGAGAGGCUUCCAUGCCCCAUCUGUCCUGGAGAUUCAUCGGCGAAGUCACACCGGGGAGAGGCCAUUCUCCUGCCCCGAGUGCGGGAAAGGCUUUACCUGCUCCUCCCACCUGCUGGACCACCGCCGAGUCCACACUGGGGAGAAGCCAUUCUCCUGCCCUGAAUGUGGGAAGAGCUUCACCUACUCCUCUCACCUGCUGGCCCACCAGCGCGUCCACGCUGGGGAAAGACCCUUCCCCUGCUCUGAGUGUGGGAAGGCCUUCAGUAAAUCCUCGGAUCUGCUGAAGCACCAACGGGUCCACAGAGGGGAGAGGCCAUUCAGUUGCCCUGAGUGUGGGAAGGCCUUCAGUGAUUCCUCUACCCUGCUGAGGCACCAGUGGGUCCACAUCGGGAAAAGGCCGUUCUCGUGCCUUGAGUGCAGGAAGGGCUUCACCCGCUCUUCCGCUCUGCUGACCCAUUUGAGGGUCCACACGGGUGAGAAGCCCUUUAGCUGCCCUGAGUGCAGGAUGGCCUUCAGUAGGUGAGGCACCAGUGAGUCCACACUGGGGAGAGGCCGUACUCCUGCCUCCAGUGCGGAAAGUGCUUUACCCAGCCCUCCAACCUGCUGACCCACCAGCGGAUCCACACCUGCGAGA